GAAAGUGCCGAUGAAAGAAUUGGUAUAGCUAAAAACUUUUGUUUAAUGGACUCAUUAUGUUUUCCUAAUAAUACUGAAGUAAGAAGCUAUGAACUAAUAGUUGUAAAAUCCAGAAGAAGUCAAAAACUAGGCACAAUUUGUUAUAUUACUUUGAUUGACAGUUAUGCUAAGUCUAAAACGGUUGAUAUGAUACUUGAUCAAAGAUUUAUCAAAUAUGAGCACUUGUUUGAAGAAAAAGUUAAUCGUCGAGUGAGAUUCAAUCGUUCCGGAUUGUCAAGAAGGAAUUCUCGAUUAAUUCUUCAAACCGAGAAUCUAAUUAUCAUACUUACUUCAGCAGACGAAAGUUUUAUAGAAAGAGAGUUUCCUAGUUCUAUAUCAGAAUUCUCAAUAACCGAUUUUUAUAAAGGGAGAGUAUAUAACUUUUGGACAAGGGUUGUGCAUAUCGAGAAUGAGGAACCGGCAAAUUAUCCGGGAUUUUACAAGCAAAUACGUAUCAAUCUUCGCGAUAUGUCAAGCUCUAUGACAGCUACUCUUAUUUUGUUCGAUUUGCAGAUGAAUAUGAUUGAUUUAUUUAAAAUGGGAGAUUUUUUAGGGAUACAUAUGCCAUAUAUUGAAGAAAGAAGCCCCGGAGACCUCGUCUUCAUGUAUACAGAUUGCACCACGUUGUUUUGUUUGCCAUUGAGCGAACUUAUUAAGGAUCCGAAUGUCAAAAAGUUUAAGAAUGAUCCUAAAAGCAAAUUAAACUUUCAAGAUAAAUCGUAUUUAGUAGACUACAAAUUUCAUGCGGAUCGUUUUUACAUUAAUAAUAUGCCAUUACAAGGUAUAAAUGUCACGCUUUUUGGAAGAAUAGAUAGCAUCUCGGAAAAUUGUAAACAAGAAUAUAAUGGGUGUUCAAUCGAUAUGUACGUGAUAAAAAUUAGUGACAAAACCGGGGGUACAAAUGUAACACUUUGGGGGAGUAUUGGACGCACUACAUCACAAUAUUACAUAGGACAAUAUAUAGUACUAGAAGGUCUAAGAACCUUUAAAGACAUGAAUGGUUUAACCGAAGUUGUUGGAGAUGUUUCAUAUGGCACAUUGAUAUAUAAUGUUAGCUUGGCAACGGGAUGGCUAGCAACUAAUACCUUAAGAAGGCAUUUACAUGUCCCAUUAAAAAAUAUUAUUAAAUUGUCCAACAGUGCAUUAUAUGUGGACCAUUUUAUCACUCAUGUCUCAAUCGCCGGAUGGAACAUAAAGAAUGAUUCAAAGAGUAUAAUAAUAUGGCAUUUACAAGAUAAUACUGGUGAAAUUCUUGCCGAAGCAGUUGGCUCUGUUUCAGAAGAUAUUCUUCGAUCAACUGGUCAUUAUCAUCAAAAGCUAACAAAACCUUUAAUCCGUUCUAUACUUGGAAACUCGCAGAGUACAAUUUUAAAGGGCAAAUGGUUGUGGUGUUGUCUAUCAUUUUUGAAAUCCGGAAAAUAUCAGAUUAACGCUAUCAAGACUGAAUCGUAAACCGAGUCAUAUUAUGUAUAGAUAUCAUUUUUUACCACCCAAUGAAUUAAUAAAUUUUCUGAUU
Molecule: messenger RNA, 1555 nt
Organism: Rhizophagus irregularis DAOM 181602=DAOM 197198
Lineage: Eukaryota; Fungi; Glomeromycota; Glomeromycetes; Glomerales; Glomeraceae
Source: RefSeq, a predicted model, not a curated record